UGUUCAAAGGGAUAGAGCACCACUGAGGUCGUAUUUUUUCUAAAUCAGGUGCAAGUGAGAAUGAGCCGCCUGGUGAGAAAAGGAAACGGACACAAAAGCUGGAUAUAUGAAACCCACCAAAAAGAGCAAGAAAAGCAUUAGGUGCAAGUGAGAAUGAGUCGCCUGAUGAGAAAAAGGAGACAGACACAGAGAUAGUUGAUGAAACCGAAGGAAAAGAAGUAGAAAAUUUACCAGUUACAGAUCAAUUCCGCCCAGGACCAAUGGCCUCAGAAACGCUCAUGGAGGAGCCCAUGUGGCUCAUUCAGAACAGCACUGGGGGGUCCCUGCAGGUGAACCCCCAGGCUGUGAAGAUCCUGGAGGGCAUCACCCAGCCAGUGGUGGUGGUGGCCAUUGUGGGAAUGUACCGCACGGGCAAAUCCUACCUCAUGAACUCCUUGGCUGGCAAGAGAAAAGGGUUCUCGAUGGGCUCCACUAUCCAGUCACACACCAAAGGCAUCUGGAUGUGGUGUGUGCCCCACCCAGGAAAACCUGACCACACUCUGGUGCUGCUGGACACCGAAGGGCUGGCGGAUGUGGAGAAGGGUGACCCGAAGCAUGACACCUGGAUCUUCACGCUGGCCGUCCUGCUGAGCAGCACCCUGGUGUACAACAGCAAAGGCACCAUUGACCAGGACUCCAUGAAUAAGCUGCACUUCGUGUCUGAGCUCUCUGAGCACAUAAAGGUGAAAGCUGAUGUGGAAGAGGAGGACGACUCUGCUCCCGACACAGAGUACAUCAGCUUCUUCCCAAACUUCAUCUGGACCGUGCGGGACUUCACCCUGGACCUGGAGAUUGAUGGGAAGGAGGUGACAGAAGACGAGUAUCUGGAGAAAGCACUGAUGCUGAAGAAGGGCCAGGGCAGGGAGGUGAUGGAGUACAACCUCCCGCGUCAGUGCAUCCGUCAUUACUUCCCCACACGCAAGUGCUUCGUGUUUAUCAGGCCGGCCAGUGAAAAGGACAUGAAGCAGCUAGAGUCACUCCCCGACAGCGCCCUACAGCCCGAGUUCCUGGAGCAGAGCCACAGAUUCUGACAGUACGUUCUCCGGGAGUCGAAGGUGAAGAUGCUGAAAGGAGGGCACCACAUCAACGGGCGAAUGUUUGGCAUGUUAGCCCAGAGCUACAUGGACUCCAUCGCCAGCGGGAAGGUGCCCUGCCUGGAGGAUGCAGUGACCACGCUGGCCACCAAGGAGAAUGAAGUUGCCAUCAGGGAGAGUCUGGCUUACUACAUGGGCCAGAUGGAGGAACAGGUUGUGUUCCCGGUGGAGGUGGCCGUGCUGUCUGAGAUACAUGGGAAUUGCAAGAAGGCAGCCCUGCAGCUGUACAUGCAGCGAUCCUUCAAGGACGAGGAUCAGAAGCACCAGAAGCAGCUGGCAACUAAGAUAAAUGAACAUUACGCGACUGUGCUGAGCAAGAACAAAAACACUUCCCAAGAGAUCUGCCAGACCCUGCUCGUCCAGCUGUCAGCUGACAUGGAGAAAAAGCUCAGAGAUGGGGUUUACAUGCAGCCUGGUGGGCAUGAGCUGUACAUGAAAGACCAGAAACAAGUGUUGGAGAGUUUCCAGAGGACACCCAAGAAAGGAGUCAUGGCAGAGCAGGUACUGGAGCAGUUCAUGGACAGUAAGAAGACAGAAGCAGACACCAUUGUCACCGCUGACAAAAUGCUGACAGAUGUACAAAAGCACCUGGCGGCUGAGAAGGCAAGAGGGGAGCAACUGGAGCAGCAGUUCAAGGCAGAGGAGGAGAGAAGGCAGCAGCUGGAGCAGCGGAUGAGAGACGUGGAACACAGCCACCAGGAGAACAUUAGACAGAUGGAAGCCAAGAUGGAGGAGGAGAACACCAAGAUGAGGCAGGAGAUGGACAGAACCAUAGAGUGCAAGCUGAAGGAGCAGGAGAAGUUAUUGCAGCAGGGCUUCUCAGAGAGAGCCAGAGAGUUGCAAGAGGAGAUGGACAGGCUGCAGAAGCAAGGAAAAGAGAGAGAGGAGAAACUGCAGCAGCAAUUGCACGAGAAGCACCAGCAAGAGAGAGAAGAAAAGGAGAAGCAGCGCCAGCACGAGAGAGAUGAAAAGGAGAAGGAGCGCCAGCAUGAGAGAAAUGAAAAGGAGAAGCAGCGCCAGCAUGAGGAGCGCCAGCACGAGAGAGAAGAAAAGGAGAAGCAGCGCCAGCAUGAGGAGCGCCAGCGAGAGAGAGAAGAAAAGGAGAAGCAGCGCCAGCACGAGGGAGAAGAAAAGGAGAAGCAGCGCCAGCAUGAGGAGCGCCAGCACGAGAGAGAAGAAAAGGAGAAGCAGCGCCAGCAUGAGGAGCGCCAGCACGAGAGAGAAGAAAAGGAGAAGCAGCGCCAGCAUGAGGAGCGCCAGCACGAGAGAGAAGAAAAGGAGAAGCAGCACCAGUACGAGGUGCGCCAGCGAGAGAUAGAAGCAAAGGAGAAGGAGCGCCAGCAUGAGGAGCACCAGCGAGAGAGAGAUGAAAAGGAGAAGCAGCGCCAGCACGAGAGAGAAGAAAAGGAGAAGCACCGCGAGCAUGAGAGAGUAGAAAAUGAGAAGCAGCGCCAGCACGAGAGAGAGCAAAAGGAGAAGGAGAUUGAGCUGGAGAAAACGAAGCGGAGCCAUUGCUUACAGUCCUGAGCCUGGCCGGAUCCCGUGCUGAGGGGACUGAAGAAAUGUUCAGAUGAUUUGGAGGGAAUGAUGCUCACCAAGCUUUACAAAAUCCACAGCUGAAGCAAGUCCGGGCCUAGUGAUCAGCUCUGGGGCCUCUGCUCUGUGCUCUCUUUGCCCAUCUGCUGUGACACUCCCCUCUGCCCUGUUAGAGUUCAAUGUACAAGGUAGUUUUCCUGUUUCAUCUGCUGUGUGGUGAGGUUUGCUGGUGGAGAUUAAAGCUUUCUGUAGAACUGA
This is a messenger RNA of Chelonoidis abingdonii (Abingdon island giant tortoise), 2927 nucleotides long. The record is from RefSeq and is a predicted model, not a curated record. Lineage: Eukaryota; Metazoa; Chordata; Testudines; Testudinidae.